UUGAAGCGCGUGUAAAAAGUGUAACUACUCUCUCAUUGCUGUACAUCUCCGUCUUGCUUUUGUUCUAAUCUCUUACCUGGAAAUUAACAUGACGACGUUUGAACUCCUCCCUGUUGACUUUAUAAAAGCGGUGAGACGUCUCCCUGAACGAGUCGAAAUCUUCUGCAGAGACAUCGAACUUUUUCUCAGCUUCAGCCGAGCUCACAUUUUGACAACGCAGCGGAAAGACGAGAUAGGAAACGGUCACUACUACAACCAGAUAUGGAUGUCCGGCUCCUCAUUUGACAAAGAAAUGUCAGAGAUAUAAAAACAUAGAGGGUGAAGUAAACACAAAAGUGAUGUUGACGGAAACGGUGAGGCAAAUGUACAGCGCAUGCGCAGCGAUCGGUAGGCGCUGAAACAGAAAGUAUAAAUACCAGUCACAAGGACAGGGGGUAGCCUAAAAUAAACACAUACAUUAAUAAAUUAUACAAUUACAUAAUACCUUGUAUCCAAUUGGAGAUGUGUAAAUGACUAACAGUAAUUACCCCAAAACCAUUUUUUAAAUAGUAUAAAAUCAUGCAGAAAUUUGGUCUCCACCAUUAGCAUUUAAAUCUACGUAAUGCCACAGGUGUUUCAGAAUAACGUUAAAUGUAAUUUUGUAUUUUAAGUGGUACUUUUGAAUGUAUUUUUAAUCUCAUUAUCUCAUAUAUCUACAAUUGCGUAAUAUCAUGAGUUUAAAAUGAAUGCAAACAUAAUUUUAAAAAUAUAUUUUAAUCUCAUGUAUCUUGAAUUAUAUGAAUUUCACAAUUUGAAAUUAAUUUGGAUAUGUUUAGAAAACAUAGAAUAGAACAUAUAAUUCAAAUUAAAUAAAAACGAGUAAUGAGGAGAAAAUUCAAAUGUAUACCAAUAAAGUGUCCCUCUUUUUUAGGAACAGGUACCACUGUGACACACACACAGACAGACAGACACGCAUACACACACACAUGCAUACACACACACACACACACACACACACACACACACACACACACACACACACACACACACACACACACACACACACACACACACACACAAUACACUCACAGUUAAAAAAAAAAAAGAAAAUGCCCUGCAGCUGUUACUGUGCCUGAGAGUAACCACUGCAGUCUGUACCAGGCAACCAGUCAGUUCUCUGGGAGAAAGGUAGUCUACUCUCGUGCUUUUUUUACAGUAGCAUCUGAUCCUGCAUACUCAUAACGAAAGCCCCUCUGUUACACGUCGAAGGAAAUGUCAGAGCCAACAGAGGAACUCGUAAACAACUCCUUUGCGGCCCGGUUGUCCAAUGUUUACCUCAGCAUCUUGGCACUGUUCUGCUUUAAGAUCUUCAUUAAGGUAUCUCUUAACUUGCUGACAUACUUCUACAUUGUCCGUGGGAACCGUAAAGAGGCUGCCAGGAUAUCGGCUGAGUUCUAUGAAUAUGGACGACACACAGUAUCCUGGGUGGACCGUUCCCCCCUCCACGAUGCUGCGAGUCAGGGCCGCCUCCUGGCUCUGAGGACUCUCAUUUUACAGGGUCACAAUGUGAAUGCUCUGACUAUAGACCAUGUGACACCCCUUCAUGAGGCCUGUGUUGGAGACCAUGGCGCUUGUGCCAGAGCUCUCAUUGAUGCAGGGGCAAAUGUCAAUGCUUCCACAAUUGAUGGAGUCACACCGCUGUUCAAUGCCUGUACAGUGGGCAGUGUGGCAUGCACUGAAAUUCUUUUGGAAAAUGGAGCAAAACCCCAGAGCCUUAUAUACAAUCCAUCACCAAUCCAUGAAGCUGCAAGCAAAGGUCAUUACGGUUGUGUUGAGGCUCUGGUGACUUGGGGGGCAGAUGUGGACAUGGACAUUCCUCACCUGGGCACAGCGCUCUAUACGGCCUGCGUCUGCCAAGAGCUGGAGUGUGCCAGGAAACUCCUGAGGGAAGGUGCAAGUGUACAGAAAGGCAAAUACCUGGAUUCCCCCUUACAUGCAGCUGCAGAAAAAGACUGCACAGCAGUGGUGAAGCUGCUGCUGGAGUUUGGUGCGGACAUUAAUGCCCGGAACACAGAGUUGCAGAGGCCAGUAGACAUGGCUCCACCCAGCAGUCUAACAGAGGGAUUCCUGCUGAUAUACGAAGCUACGCCUCGACUGCUGGGCCAGAUGUGUCGUCUGUGCAUCAGGAACUGCGUGGGUUGUGACAGACUCCAUCUUCUCUCCAACCUUCCCCUGCCUAACAGACUCAGGAACUACCUGCAGUAUAAAUGACAGGCAGUCAAAAUGGGACUUACAGAACAAAGCCUUUGUCAUUGAGUGCAAAUUAACUCGAUGAACUCUUCCUACCGUUCAUUUUAGCUAUGCGAGUUAAUUAGUCACUGAGUAUCUGGCAGUACCAAGCUAUUUUUGAGCUGGCCUGCAUCCCUUAAGUGAUUGUGAAACUGGAUCAAUGUAAAGCAGGGGGUUAAAAGAGUCCGUGGCUUAACCUUCCCUGGAUAAAUUAUGGUUCAAAAAUAUUAUUUCAAAUGUAGGUUUGCUGUGAAGAUGCCCUAAUAGUUGCAAUAGCUACCAGGGAGUGAUGCACUUUUUAAACUUUACAGGAGAAUAUGAUGUCAGAUAAAGGCAUAAUGUUAUGUGAGUGAGUAUUCAUAGGUAGGCAUUUGAUAUAAAAUGCAUUGCACACUACUAGAAGAUUGAAAUGUUUCUGAAACCUGGUGCAUUCCUAAAUAAAUGAUGUGUUUUA
Messenger RNA from Eleginops maclovinus (Patagonian blennie), 2722 nucleotides. It is a transcript of the gene asb5a, whose product is annotated as ankyrin repeat and SOCS box containing 5a. The transcript is spliced from 7 exons. Gene Ontology annotation, biological process: protein ubiquitination; positive regulation of protein catabolic process; intracellular signal transduction. The record is from RefSeq and is a predicted model, not a curated record. Bases 1252 to 2250 code for a protein of 332 amino acids. Lineage: Eukaryota; Metazoa; Chordata; Actinopteri; Perciformes; Eleginopidae. Gene Ontology annotation, molecular function: protein binding.